Messenger RNA from Chara braunii, 3565 nucleotides. The record is from the annotation of a GenBank genome assembly. Lineage: Eukaryota; Viridiplantae; Streptophyta; Charophyceae; Charales; Characeae.
UCAGAAUCAGGUAAAAUAUUUCUGCAUUCUGGAGUUGAUAGAAAGUAUCACAGGGAUUCUGGCCAUGGGUAUCUUGACCCUGUCAGUGGGCUGUUUUGCGCAGAAUAUGACCCAGCGUACUGCUUGGGCCUCCGUUUCCCUUCUGCUGAUCGGAGGAGGUUCAAAGCUCGUGGUGUUUGCCACUGGACGAAGAUUUGUUGACCGAAUCUCCCUUGACGGCAUGUCUUGUGCGCACGUGGCAGCUGACAGAAGAAGGGCACAUUCAAAACGAAGGGGGGCGUUCCGAUUUCGCCACCUGUCGGUCCUGCGGGACAUUCGCCUUGCAACUUUGGUCCUUCAGGUGUCCCUCGGGACAUUUCUGUAUGUCUCUAUCCAGGAACUCCGGCUUUUCCCAAAGUCUGAUGUUAAGUCCGAGAACCUGGGAAUAGACCGUGCCAUUGAGUUUCUGGUAAUCAGUUGUUGCAGCCUUCUCGUCCAUUCCCUUGUCCAGUGUUCUUUGGUCUUCUUUUCUCUCUUUUAUGCUUUAGCAGGCUAUGUCAAACACCACUCCGAUGACCCAAUAGGGGGGCUUGCGGGCAGAGUACAGCCUGAACAGAAGUUCAUGAAGGGAUUCAUGCUGGAGAAAUGGUAUAGGCAUCAGAUGGAGGUCGAUGCUGGCGUCACUUGGUAUGUGCACUUGAAUCGUCAUUUCUUCUUCGAUGCUGAGGAUGCUUUAGAGAACAAAGAUGUCUGUGGCCUGCCAGGGUACUGGUUCUUCAGCGUCAAGGAACUGUUGAGCAUAGUCAGGUUCAAUCUGCCUGACGCGGCAGGCGAGUGCCACCAAUCGUCCGCGUGGAGUCGGUCAGGGAAAUCAGGGAGCAAGCUAUCAUUAUUGCAAUGCCUGGAAUCUUUACUUCAUCUGUCCCAAACAUCUAUGACUGGUGUCCAGCUCACCGACAACACCCAGUACAUGCAUGAUCUGCCUCAGACUAGCCGCUGCAUGCACGAUGUUGAUGCGGGUAGAGACUUUGCUCAAGCUGGAGGCUAUGCAACCAUGCUACUUGUGAUGCAGUCGUGCCGACCUGAUUCUGAAGAAGUGCGGUGUGCUGCUUCCAUUGUUGCGGGAUUUGCUGCCGGUCUCUCCGUCCUUCCUUGGCAACCUGACCGCAACACUGCGGGCAUGAGCUUCAUCUUGAAGAUGCUGACUACAGAUGUUUUCAGGGACCACACAAGGCAACUCUUCCUCGUCCUGUUCAGGCUGCUGAAACCCAGGAGUCCCAGUUUGCCGGCUGGCAAACAGCUACGGGUUCAGGAGGCCGCUGCAUCUGCUAUCUGUUCCCUCACGCGUGUUGCCAGCGAUAUACACGCGCACUAUCACGCCUCUAAAGGGCAGCUUGAGGAACAGCCGGAGACAUCACGGCGAUAUACAGAACAGGUUGAGCCAUGCGUACAACCCGGUAUGCAACCGCCAUGGGCACAAGAAGCGGAAAGAGUGCCAACGACCAUUAUUGAUUUUGAGCCGCCAUGCGUACAACCCGGUAUGCAACCGCCAUGGGCACAAGAAGCGGAAAUAGUGCCAACGACCAUUAUUGAUUUUGAUACGGAGCGGUGUGAAGAGCAUGGUGCUGCUAGGUUGGAAGAUACGAGGCUGAGCAAUGCCUUCACCACUGCCGUCCCAGACGGUUGGCGACUGCCAACGACCAUUCCUGAUUUUGAAUCUGCAGAGUUGAUAUGGGCAGCAGACAUUGUGGACUUCUUCUUGACCGAAGACAAGUUCAUGGGCAUUCUGCUAGAUUGUCUGGCAAAUACGGAGUCACAUAACGUCGCUUCCGCCUGUUUGAGGACUCUGUCAUCGCUGUUUUCGUGCAGGAUGAUCUACUGGCAUCGUUUCGAUAUGAGAAUGCCAACGGGUUUUCCUCCCCCUCUUGCUUUGAUCAGAGAUUUUGUUGACAACAACAGCUGUUCAAGUGACCUCACAGACAGACUGAAAGAUCUCCUUCUUAGCUGCAUUGAGGGAGGAGAGCAGGGUCGAUUUGUUGAUAUGGCUAAGCCACCUAUAAGAAACGAUCACAGUCACAUGGCUAAGCCACCUAUAAGAAACGAUCACAGUCACGACAAAGACCAAGGCGGAACUCCGAGCUCUCUUGAUCCUAUGGUGGAAAAGGAAACAGGUGAUGAGGAGAGAGGUACAAGAUCUCAUCAGACUUCACAAGGCGACUCGAGAAUCCGACAAGAGGACACGUGUGCGCCUAAAGAAUCUUAUCACCUGGGUCAUCAUGAAGAAAUGUGGAAUGAAUAUCAGGCAGAGUUGCGCUUCUCCCAUUAUUCACAGUUGGAGCUGGCCAAGAUUUUCGUCUCUCAGGGCAUACGAGACAUCGACAAGGUCCUCGUGGAGGUCUUGCUGCAAUGCCUGUCCUACUGGGCUAGCGCACUCGGCACUGUCGAAGUCAGGUGGAGCGCUACAGAAACCAUAGAAGUCCUGCGUGAUCUGUUCCGAACCUCAGACCAUUGGGAUUCUCUAUCGCCUAUGCUCUUCCCCCAUCUAAGCAGCAUCAUUGCCAAGUGCUUGCAUCUUGGUACAGAUGACUUCAAUCAGUUUCUUCGUAGGGUUUCGUCAAAUUGCCAAGCAUCUCCCUCCUUAACCGACGCUGAAGCAUGCUUAUGCGGUCUCGCUGCGUCUGCAGCUGGACUUCUAGGGGACUUGCUGAACAUGCAAUGCCAUGGGGGCAGCCCACAGCCAAUCAGCUCUCUUCUGCACCCCCGUUCUGCGAGACUUGUUGAGCCGCAACGUUCGCGACGUUGGUCAGCAUGUUAUCCCGGGGAUGGUGUCUUAAGCAAACGACGGACAGCAGUCACAGCACCAGCAACCGACGUCGUAGAUGCCUCUAGUACAUCUCUAAACCUCUACAGGCUAGGACUGGCAAUUUUGCCUGACCCGAACAUCACAAAUGAUGCCAUCAUCACACUGUUCAACAGCUUGAGCUUUAUGACCCUUUGCCGGAUCUCUGGGGAUAUGUCUUGGCACCAGGUCUGUUGGGAUAUGUAUGGACCUGCAAGAAAAACCCAUGUGUUUCGCAUGACGUGGACUCUAAAUCUUAAAUAUUGGAUUGCGCGCAUCUGGCAAAAUCUUAAAUACACCAUCACAGCUUGGAUUGCGCGCAUCUGGCAGUCCUUGUCCAAUCCAGUGUGGCUACCUGGACCUGCUCUGAUGGAAAGUAUGAAUUCAGACUCGACGGAGGGCUGUGAGGUGUACAAUAUGUCACGGCUUGAGAGGACUGUGAACGCUGUGCUGGGAAGAAGAAACGCAGUGAGAGUUAUCGAGUACGUAAUCCAGCUAUACGCGCUACAGUUCGACCAUGAGCAACUGGAUGUCCUUGUUCUACCCCUGGUUUGCGGGCUCAGGAUGCAUGCCAGGGUCCCAGCAAAAAGGCCGCAAGAGCAAUGGCUAAAUCGGAUCAUCUAUGCUGACGAAAUGGGUUAUGAUCGAACUAGCAUACUGCUGGAGACGGUCAAAACUCUGAGACAUCGUUAUUCGUUAUCAGAAGCGGCAAAGACUGUGUAGAACAGGAUUUUGGUAACCUUGAGG